Molecule: messenger RNA, 408 nt
Organism: Colletotrichum orchidophilum
Lineage: Eukaryota; Fungi; Ascomycota; Sordariomycetes; Glomerellales; Glomerellaceae
Product: glycoside hydrolase family 43
Exons: 1
Coding region: 1-408 (135 amino acids)
Source: RefSeq, a predicted model, not a curated record
AUGAACGACACCAUUGCCGCUGGUGAGUCGAGUUCAACCAAGAUACCAAAGUCAUCAAGCUCAGUGUCAAUAGACCUUGGCCUCAAUGCCUCGGGCUUCAACUGGGACAAGGCCACAAGAACCGGGAGCGGGGGUAUCGUAAUCUGGAUGUCAAGCAACCUCAUCGACUGGUCUGCUCCCACGCUGAAUCGUGGAGGCCGGCACUGCCGGCAUUGUAUGGGCCGAUGCAAAGGCCCGUUGACAUGUCUUCUGGACCGCCCGACACGGGCCACCGCAACGCUCGACCGCAUCGGAUACACUACCUUCAAGGACUCAGUCACCUUCAGCCCGGUUCGGGACUGCUUCACUCUUGCGAAUAGGCCAACUCAGUAUGUGCCAUUCUGCCCGUUGCAAUAUCCAGUCACCUAG